Messenger RNA from Paraphaeosphaeria sporulosa, 1582 nucleotides. RefSeq names its product vacuolar calcium ion transporter /H(+) exchanger. The transcript is spliced from 4 exons. The record is from RefSeq and is a predicted model, not a curated record. Bases 217 to 1479 code for a protein of 420 amino acids. Lineage: Eukaryota; Fungi; Ascomycota; Dothideomycetes; Pleosporales; Didymosphaeriaceae. Gene Ontology annotation, cellular component: fungal-type vacuole membrane. Gene Ontology annotation, biological process: intracellular calcium ion homeostasis; calcium ion transmembrane transport. Gene Ontology annotation, molecular function: calcium:proton antiporter activity.
UCUUGGUGCUCGGCAAUCUUCUCAACACCAUCGCCAUCCGCCGGUGCUGGACCGCCCACCGUUCACCUGCCCGGCGCAGCCACAACUCCCAACGUAGUCCUGUCGCCGCGAUACCUUGGCUAAUUCCACGCGCUUGGCGCUCUCUCAGACAACUUAAGGGCCCAAUUCCAUCGCCACGGCCGUCACAAAAGCUUUCCCGAGAACUCACGAUCCAACAUGCCCGCACCCACCAACGGCUCGCUCGGCGAGUCGACUCCGCUGCUCGGCUCGCGCCGCGAGAACGAGCCCAAGUGGAAGUCGUACUCCAAGAGCGUGGGCAAGAUGGUCUGGGGCACCCUCUGCAGCAACUAUGUCAACGUGCUGCUCGUCUUCGUCCCGCUCGGCAUCAUCGCCGGCAAGCUGCAGUGGUCCCCCACUGCCGUCUUCAUCCUCAACUUCAUCGCCAUCAUGCCCCUGGCCGCCCUGCUGAGCUUCGCGACCGAGGAGCUGUCGGCGAAGCUGGGACAGACACUGGGUGGCCUGUGCAAUGCGACAUUCGGAAACGCCGUCGAACUUAUUGUGUCCAUCGUUGCGCUCCGGGCGGAUCAGAUUCGUGUUGUCCAGGCUAGUAUGCUGGGCAGUAUCCUAUCCAACAUGCUUCUUGUCCUCGGUUGCUGCUUCCUCGCAGGUGGAAUCCGCGCGAAUGAGCGUGAAUUCAACGCGACUGUGGCCUCAACCAUGUCUUCUUUGAUGGCUGUUGGUUCAGCGGCGCUGAUAAUUCCGGCGACCCUCUACUCAGCCAUCUCUGAGCAGAGCGAGCACAAGAUCCCGGAAGAUGACCCGAACAUCCAGCUGUUGUCUCGCGGCACCUCCAUCAUCCUCCUCCUCCUCUACAUUCUUUACAUCAUCUUCCAGCUCUUCACCCAUCACGAGAUGUUCGCAGACGCCGAGGCGCAAGAAGGCGCCGAUGAGGAUGGUCCCAAGGAUGGCGACACCCUCGGUCCCAUUGCUGCCAUGGUCGCACUUAUCCUGGUGACCGUCGUGAUUGCCUUCUGCGCCGACUACCUGGUCGACAGCAUCGACGCCAUCGUGGAGACGGCCCACAUCAAUAAGACGUUCAUCGGUCUGAUACUGAUCCCUAUUGUCGGAAACGCCGCCGAACAUGUGACCGCCGUGGUGGUUGCGCUCAAGGGUAAGAUGGACCUUGCUGUCAACGUAGCCAUUGGCAGCAGUCUGCAGAUUACGCUUUUCGUGACCCCCUUCCUCGUCAUCCUCGGUUGGAUCAUGGGCCGCAACAUGACGCUGCACUUUGAGACCUUCGAGACGGUCAUCUUCUUCCUCUCGGUCUUGGUCGUCAACUACCUUAUCCAGGACGGAAAGUCAAACUACCUUGAGGGCUGCAUGUGCCUUGGGAUGUACACCAUCAUCGCCCUAGCUUUUUACGUCAAGCCCGAAGACGCGUCCGGCAAUCUCGGCAGCUUCUUUGCGAAGCUCUUCUAAGUCUCGGAUACGCGGAAUGGAUGCUGCGGCAGCGGCCCCACACCGCUGCAGCCCCCAACGCACUGGCACCAAAAUCCGCGGCCACACCUUCGCCGCAAGUGUG